AUCGUUGCAAGCGGCCGCCCGUACGUCACUUAGGUCCUCUCUCCGAGCAGCGUCUUAGUCGUGUUUUUUUCCCCCAAUCUUCGCCAAAGAUAGAGAAGAACGAAAACCGUCGAACAGCUACCAUAAAAAAAAUUGACAAUAAUUUUUACAAUUUGUGUGUGUUUCCAUGUGUUUAUCUCUAUCUGUGUGUGUGUCUUAUAACCGCGCCUCGAUAACCGCGGGAAGAAGAAACCGGAAACGUGUAUCGGUAUCGUUUUAAAAAAAAAAUUUUUUGGAAAAUAAUCAAAAAACCGCGAAAAAACCCCCCCCCCCCCGCAUGUUGCACUUACAAGUACGCUGGCGUUACAUGGAACCCUCGUCUAUGCCGUCGGCCAAAACCACCGGAUGAUCCAACGACGAUGAAACGGUUAAAGAUAACAACAUCAUCACUAAUAGCGGCGAUUGGGAUCUUGUGCGCCGCCACGUUGGUCGAUGGGCAACGCUAUCAGCAAUCGUUUGCCACCGAACCCGAUGAUCUUAAGGCGCUGGUCAACGGCACCGUGUCUCUGCCGUGCAGGGUUACCAACCUAGCCGGACAGCUGCAAUGGACCAAGGACGAUUUCGCGCUGGGCACCAACCGCAACCUGUCGUACCACGGUUACCCGAGGUACUCGAUGGUCGGCAACGACGACAGAGGAGAAUACAAUUUGUUAGUGAACCCGGUGACGUUGGACGAUGAAGGCAUAUACCAGUGCCAGGUGGGCGUGGGCGUUCACGACGAACCGGCCAUCAGGUCCAGGAAAGCCGUGCUCAGCGUGAUGGUGCCGCCCGGGCAGCCGCGGAUCCUUCAGGGCGAAUUCAUGACAACCACCGAAGACCGACCGAUAGAGCUGGAGUGCGUGUCCGAAGGCGGAAAACCGGCGGCCGAUAUAUCUUGGACGGACGGCACCGGCAUAGCGUUUACCGAAGGCAUCAGUACGUCCAGCACGACCAUGGCCAUCGACAACCGUCGGUUUGUCACCCGGUCAAUUUUGAAAUUUUUACCGAAAAAGGAAUACCACAACACUUCGAUAUGGUGCCAAGCUUUGAGCAUAGCCAUCGAGAACAGACUCCGGACCAAGAUACACAUGCACAUCAAAUUCGCGCCCAAGGCUAUCGUAACAAUCGGCAGCCCGGUCAGCGACAUACUGGAAGGGUCGGACGUGCAGUUCCUGUGCACGGCCAAGGCGAACCCGCCGGAAAUCACUUACCGGUGGUACGUCAACGAGCAGUUUGUUUCCGGUGAGACCACUCCUGAGCUGUGGAUGCUGAACGUGACCCGCAAGUACCACAACUCGGUGGUCAGAUGCGACACCAGCAACGUCAUCGGCAGAGCCGACGCCACGAAAGUGCUGAACAUCCUUUACAAACCGCAAUUCAAAGUCCGUCCCAGAAACGUGCAGGCCGAAGCCGGAAACACCGUGACGUUGAUGUGUGCUGUGGACAGUAAUCCGGCGCCCGAAAUUGUAUGGACCCACGAAAAAACUAACAAGGUGGUCGGCACGUUGCCCACCCUCUUGGUGUUGGUGUCGGCUUCCACGGCCGGACGUUACUUUUGCCGGGCCACCACGCAGGGAUUCGGCGAAAUAGGCGCAGACAUGAGCGUAGUGCUCAAGAGCCCGCCGGUCAUUAUCACCAAGUCCGUGCAGUACGGCGUGGUCGGCGACACGGUCCGCAUAGAUUGCAUCGCCUAUUCCGUGCCGGUGGCCGACAGAAUCGUUUGGACUUACCAGGGCACCGAGCUGGGAGUGCCCGGCCAGAAGUACUACACGAUCUUGGAGGAGAUGGUCGAAGGCGGAGAAGCCGUCAAGAGCAUCCUGGUCAUCAAGGAUACAAGAAUCGAACAUUUUGGCACGUACAACUGCACGGCGUCCAACGUGUACGGGGUCGACUCGUUCAACAUAACUCUGAAGGCCAAAAGUUUUAUUGCUUUUAACGUAGACAGUUUCCUAAACUCGAGCAAGAUCGUUGUCGCCGGCGGAGCGUUGGUCGUGGUCGUUGCAAUCGUCGCCGCGGUCAUGGUGUGUCGCCGAUUAAACACAACCGUCGCCGCCCCGCCUACCGACAAGAAGACCACCAUCAAAAAUGAAUUUGUCGCUGAACCCGACAAGCAAGUAUACACUAAGGAGUCGGACGAAGCGUCGAACUUGUCUGACAUCAAAAUGGAAAUGGGCACGGCCGGUUCUUCUUUGAGCAGCACCUACCAAUACAAGGCUGACUUUGGCGACGGCGCUGUUGGCACUAGCGUGGUUGCUUCUGGAUCUGACCGCACCGGCACACCAAAGAGCGGCAGCGAAACCGGCGGUCCCCGAGCUGGCAUCCCCUUGGCCGGACCAGUGCCCGUCGAUCCCCGAUACUCUGUGGUCUCCACCGGUCAACUGUACUCGAUGGCAUCUUCCCACGGUGACUACGCCGACCCCAUGUACCGCAUUGCAUCCAGGAGCUCGGACCGACCUGCCAGCAGCAGCAACUACAUUGCUGCAGACCGCCUUUACGAUAUCAGCCCCACGGCAGCUGUCAGUGGACCAUCAUCGAUGCAAGGUAACAUGGGUCUGCCUUCCUUGCAGGAUCCGGUUACCGGUGGACCUUCCAUGAGCGCUGGCAGUCCAGCCACAAUACUCCAGUACUCGGCCACGUACGGUAAUCCUUACCUAAAGUCCAACGCAGCCCAGUGGACGCCGGCGAAUAACCUCUACGACCGACUGGAACCGCCUCCGUACAACGUCAUGCGUUCGGGUGGUCAAUUUCAGCAAAAGCUACUGCAGCAGCAACUCCAGCAGAAGUCAAUGCAAACACAAAUACAGAAACAAGGACCCGCGGGUCGCAGCACCUCUGUCGUCCUGUCCAACGGCAACAAUUACCACAUGGGCACUGCCAAAAGACAAACGCUGGCCACGCACGUCUAAGUACAACAGAUCCGCCAGUGAUCAAAGGCUGAUUCGCAUCAAAGUAGCCGAGUAUAACAUUACGACAUUGUUAUUAACCGUAAAUCAUGCGUUGACAUCAUACCCAUCCACCUUCCUAAAUAAUUUAGACAUUGCUCUUGUUUUCACACCAGCUAAUAGACUGCACUUGGAUAACAUAAAUAGAUCACAGGCCAUGAAGAACUCAAGUUUAUCGGUACUCGGUAUAUCAAUAAUUCAUACCCAACCCAGUUAAAUGUUUAUUUGAUUUUUAAUGCCAAAGACGUGUGGUAUAUAUUUUUAAAUGUAAUGAUGUCGUAUGAAAAUGUGAGUUAAACAAAUUUAGAAUAAUCCGAUUCGUUAGAAUGUCACUCUUGAUGUUCUAAGAACGAUUAUUGAUCUCGUCUGAACUCCAAGACGAUAGGACAACCCUUUAGGCACUUUUACCCGAUCUCUGCACAACGUUUGGACACUUUACCCCUCCCUGGAAAUACCCUGCCUGGGCUCUAAAUAAUAGUAAUAGUAGUAAAUUAACACGACGGAUAGUAUUAUAAUAGUUUAUAGUCAUAAUAUAUAAGCGUAUGGUACUACAUCGUUUGUUAUUGUACAUAAAAAAAUAAAUAAUAAUAGUAACCGAGUUUAUAUCAUUUGGAAUCAUAUUGUAAUAUUGACAUUUUUCGCGUGUGUUUAUCCUUUACUUAUUAUGGUAUAGUAAUAGGUAGUCUGUUUAAUAGUUUAUAUUGUAAAUUUAAUUUUCAUUACCCUUAGUGUCCAAACAUUUAUAUAGAUGUAUAUUAUAUUAUUUUAUGAAAACAAAGGCUUCGCACUUAAUUAGCCUAUACUUACUAUUAUAAUUAUUAAAUAAUUUUACGCGUUACAUUAUUGUACAUAAUCGUUAUGGUAGAUUCUAAGUGUAAAAAAAUGAGCAAGGCUCGGUUUUUCAAAAUUGUUUUGGAAUUGGUUUUCAAUGAUAAUAACACGCUACAUCCGUUGUUACCCAAAUCAGUCGGACGGUGUACGGUUUGUCUAUACUUUCAGAUGGACGUGGCAGCUUUCACAUUGCGAGGAGGGUGUUUUUUUUUUUAAAGAGAGAGUGUGUCUUGACUUGUAAUCUAGGCUGGUUCUGGGUAAUAUUUUGUUGUGUACUCUUUGAUUCGAUAAAGAAGUCCAUUUGAUGUUUGAUCACUUAACUGAUUUUAAACGAUUCGUAACCAUAUAAUAUUGUUUAUACCUUAUAUCAUCAUACAUGUAUAUUUAAAAAAAAAUAUUGUAAUUAUUCGCCAACUGUGCGGCUUGUAUAGAUUGUUUAGACGCCGUUUGUGUGUAAAUUGGCUCAUCAGGGCUGUCGAGGUUAACCGAAAAUGGAACUAGACUAUAAUAUUAUUAUUGGAGGACUCGGUAUCCUAUUAGUAUAAAACUAUUUGUUCGUUAUGAUAUUAUCAGCUUAAUAAUAAUAAUAGUGUUUAGGCUAUAUAAUCUUAAAAUAUAAUAUACACUUAUUGGGCCGUGGGGUUAGGCGUAUAACAAGAUGUGCGAGGGUAAGCUCCCAAGUCGUUCGUUGAUAUCCAAGCAUUCGUCCUCUGCAGAGGGCCGUGGUCGAACCCUGGCUAGAAAAAACUGUACUCCCUGUGUAAGUGACCCUCCCCUAUGCCCCUCCCCCCCAAGGACCAUAAGUACGCUUUUUGGAACCCCGCACGUUUGGAGGGUCGUGCAUAAUGUUUAUAUAUUAUAAGUCCUUCUAGUGUUUUGAAGUCUGUUUGAGAACGCUCUCUAGAUGAAACUAUGUAAAAUAGAUAUAUUAGUUAUUACUAUUUACUGUUUAAAUAUAAUAACGUGUUGUGUUUAUAAAAAAUGUGUAAAAUCUAUGUAUGUUUUUUUUUUUUUGUUAUUCUAUCGUUAUAGAAAUGUAUAAUUUGUUCAAUCGUACCAUAGAAUUAUAAUAUUAUAGCAUAUUGUUUAAAUUAUAUUAUUUUAUACUCUAGUUAUUAUUGUGUAAAAAAAAAUUUCCAUUGACUAUAAUAUGUUAUUAUGAUUAAUUUUUGUAAUUUGUUUUUAUUAUUAGGUUCUUGUUUUUUUCCCCAAACGCGUCUCUAUCGUGUGCAUGUAAUAUUAUUAUCAUACUUAUUAUAAUAUAUAUAUACAUAUAGUCAUAGUCAUAAAAAUUAUAAUACAUUAUAUAUAAAUAUACCUAUUU
Adelges cooleyi (spruce gall adelgid) is the source of this 5115-nucleotide messenger RNA. RefSeq names its product irregular chiasm C-roughest protein-like. The transcript has 11 exons. Bases 399 to 2924 code for a protein of 841 amino acids. Gene Ontology annotation, cellular component: cell-cell junction. Gene Ontology annotation, molecular function: cell adhesion molecule binding. Gene Ontology annotation, biological process: cell-cell adhesion. Lineage: Eukaryota; Metazoa; Arthropoda; Insecta; Hemiptera; Adelgidae. The record is from RefSeq and is a predicted model, not a curated record.